AGAGGAAGUGUGUGGUGUAGCGCGGAACGUGGAACCAAAUUAAAAGCAGCAGGUUUUUUUUUUAGUUGACAUACUAAUUAUAAGUAUUUUAUAUGAAAUAUGCUCAAAGCUCAAUAAUGUAUGACUAAAUUGACUAAAGGGCUGUACUCUCUAACGUCAGCUAACAACAGCCUGUAACUUAACGUGAACGUUAAGAAGAUAGCUUGCUACCUAAGUUAAUAUUACAGAUAUGGAGGAGUCCACAGCUGAUUUCAUACCACACUCGGAUAAAUGUUAUAUCUGCCUGAGUCCCUUUGACAAGCGAGCAGUGGCCUCUCUGGAGAGCUGUCAGCAUGUGUUUUGCCUUGAAUGUAUUCUCCAAUGGUCCCAGACGGCCAACACUUGCCCAGUGGAUCGGAUCAGUUUUGCUUUCAUCCACCAGAGACGAUCUCCUGGAGGGGACAUUGAAAAGAAGAUCCAAGUGAGGACGCAGACAAAGACAACUGAUGAUGGCGAUGAAGAGGAGGAGAGCAGCGCGUUUAUCUGCGAGGAAUGUGGACGCAGCGACCGCAGACACCGACUGCUAGUGUGCACACAGUGUGAUUCAGGGUAUCACAUGGACUGCUUGACACCGUCAUUAAACAUCGGCCCCGGAGGAGACUGGAUCUGUCCUGAGUGUGCGGUCGUUCCUCAGCAUACAGACGGCUCCAUCGUGGAGGAGGAGGAGGAGGAUGAGGAGAUCAGUGAUGGAGAACUAACGGACCUCCUGGCUGAAGCACAUGAAGCUGCAUCUACCAGCAGUCGCCUUCGGCCCUCCACCAUUAAUCGCCCCGGCAGCUCGACCGAACGACGACACAGCCAGAGGAUCCAGAGCAGAGCCAGCAGCGAUCCUGAUCCUCGCCCCCAGACCUCCUGGCAUGUACCUAAAUAUCUGUUACGGGCAUCGAAGCCUGCAGUCACAACCGAUGAAGCAGCUGCUCCUCAUCACAGUGACACCAGGAAGGCUUCAGUCAAGUUAAAGACAAGAAAAAGAAAGAAGCGUGCAACUUGAGCUCCUGACACCUAGAAGACUGUAUCGUCUUCAAUAUCUCAGCAGAUUAAGGUGCUCCUGUCAGAGAUGACCACAUGGUGGCAGCAUUGUGUUAGGAGACAAGUUCCUGCCAUAAACAUCAUGUGAAAGAACAGAGCAGAGCCUUUCUGCUGGAUGUUUCCUUUUUACAGUGAAUGUUGUUCAGUAUCCUGUAUAAAAACUGUUGAAUGUU
Dicentrarchus labrax (European seabass) is the source of this 1241-nucleotide messenger RNA. Its product is annotated as PHD and RING finger domain-containing protein 1-like. Bases 230 to 1030 code for a protein of 266 amino acids. The record is from RefSeq and is a predicted model, not a curated record. The transcript is spliced from 7 exons. NCBI's taxonomy places the organism in Eukaryota, Metazoa, Chordata, Actinopteri, Moronidae.